AAAGAAGGUGUAAAAAUUACCCUUUCCUCUUCUAACUACCUCAGAAUCAGAUCUAUUUUCAAAGUAGGUACCCGUUUGUGGAUUUACACAUAAACCAUGUUCAUAGCUCCCUCUCAUGACCACUGAAUACUAUACAAGCCUCUUUUUAUUCUUGCUGUUGUAUUCAACUAACAGCUCACUGGUUAAGUUUUAAUUGCUUCCAAUGAGGUCAGCAAAGGUAUUUAUCGAAAAGCGCUGAAUAAAAAGGCUCCACACACACACACACAAGCAUACACGCGCUCACACACAGAAAGAAAAUCCUCUUGCCUGUUGAUUUAUGGAAACAAUUAUGAUUCUGCUGGAGAAUUUCUCAGCUGAGAAAUAGUUUGUAGCUACAGUAGAGAGGCUCAAGUUGCACAAGGCAGACAACAGACAUGGAAUUCUUGUGUAUCCAGCUGUUAUAAACAGAACAAAAGCCAAGUAGCAAACAGCAUCGCAGCAACUGAGUUUAUUACAACCUGUUUUUAUAAGGAUAUAUCAGAGUUACUUAAGGAGGAAUCCUAUAUUUUAUCAGGAACUAAAAGGAUAAGUCUAACAUUUGGAAAGAGCAACUACUCUUUCUUAAAUCAAUCUGCAAUUCAAAGAUAGGAAGAGGUCAAUGACCUAGGAAUAACAAUCAACUCAAGAUUUAAUUUUCAUUAUGUUAUUCAUGAACACCCGGAGCACUACACUAUAAUGCACAAAUGGAUACUGACAUGGAUCCUGCCAACUUUGCUCUACAGAUCAUGCUUUCACAUUAUCUGUCUAGUGGCCACUAUAUCUUUAGCUUGCAAUGACAUGACUCCAGAGCAAAUGGCUGCAAAUGUGAACUGUUCCAGCCCUGAGCGACAUACAAGAAGUUAUGAUUACAUGGAAGGAGGGGAUAUAAGAGUGAGAAGACUUUUCUGUCGAACACAGUGGUAUCUGAGGAUUGAUAAACGAGGCAAAGUAAAAGGGACUCAAGAGAUGAAGAACAAUUACAAUAUCAUGGAAAUCAGGACUGUGGCAGUUGGAAUUGUGGCAAUCAAAGGGGUGGAAAGUGAAUAUUAUCUUGCAAUGAACAAAGAAGGAAAACUGUAUGCAAAGAAAGAAUGCAAUGAAGAUUGCAACUUCAAGGAAUUAAUUCUGGAAAACCAUUACAACACAUACGCAUCAGCUAAAUGGACACACAGUGGAGGAGAAAUGUUUGUUGCCUUAAAUCAAAAGGGGGUUCCUGUAAGAGGGAAAAAAACGAAGAAAGAACAAAAAACGGCCCACUUUCUUCCUAUGGCAAUAACCUAAUCAUAUAUGGUAUAUAAGAAACCAGUUCCAGCAGGGAGAUUUCUUUAAAUGGACUGUUUUCUUUCUUUCUUUCUUUGUUUCUUUCUUUUCUUUUUUUUAAGUAACCAAGAAAGGCUGGAAAACUACUGAAAAACUGAUCAAGCUGGACUUGCGCAUUUAUGUUUAUUUUAAGAGACUGCAUUAAAGAAAGAUUUGAAAAAAUAUACACAAAAAUCAGAUUUAGUAAGUAAAAGUUGUAAAAAAUUUUAAAACUGGUUGUACAAUCAUGGUGUUAGUAAUAGUAAUUUUUUUCUUAAAUUAAUUUACUCUUGAGAGUAUGUUAGAUUUGAUUAUCUGAUAAUGAUUAUUUAAAUAUUCCUAUCUGCUAAUAAAAUGGCUGCUAUAAUAAUAGAAAUAAUGCAGAUGAUGUUAUAUAAGAUAUGUCAGACCAAAGGCUGCUGGAAUGACUUGUCAGAUAAUCAAGCCAAACUAAGAAUGGAAGAAGAGCAGUAUUUAAAAUUUAUUUUAGUAAAAAUAAUGAUCCACUUAAAUGCUAAUCAGAAAAAAGGAAUAUAUUCAAAAAUUCUAUUGUGGAAUUGAGUCAAAUAGCUUUACAAAUCAUGGGAUUAGGAUAUGCUUGUGCCUAUUAAUAAGAACAAACUCCUAAAGCUGCUCAAAUUGAAAGGGUUGUGAAAAGGAUGUUCUCAAAAACUUUGUAUAUAAAAUAGCAAUAAUGAUAAUACUGUAUUUCAUCUCACUUGCCACAAAAUAACAUUUUAUAAUCCCUAAAAGUAAAAUUCAGAAAUCUUUUUUUCCAGUAACAUAAUCUGCCUUUUAUAGAAUUCAUAUUCAGGAAUAUGGCUUUUGAUAAUGUUCUUCCCACAAAUAAUCAUGCUUUUUUCUGUGGUUAUAGCAUUAAACUCUAUUUUAAGUUGUAUUUGAAUUUUAUUGUUUUGUUAUUUAAGUUUAUGUUAUUUAUAAAAAAAACCUUAAUAAGCUGUAUGUGUUCCAUAUGCUUUUAAUUUUAAAGAAAUAACAAAACCAUCUGGCUCAACUGCUAAUUUCCCUUCCUCCUUUUGACUGACACCAAGUCUAGUAUAUAAUACUUGGGCCAGCAAAUCCUGGAUGAAAGACAAAAAUGACAGCCUGCAGCAGUGCUUACAAUUGAUGUCUUACAGAGAACAAUACAAAUAUGUGAAAAAUGUUUUGUCACACACGCUUGCCAAUUAAAUUGGAUCAUAUAAGCAAAAUCACUGCAGAUAAAAGAACUCACAGGAUUUCAAAGUUAAUAUUUCCUUACAUGGGAAGAAAAGUACCGUAUUUUAAAGCUAUAUGUAUUUGAAGUUAGUAAUUUCUAAUUUCUACAAAUCUCUGCCAUCCAAAAGAUGGCAGCGUUGAAUUUUUUUUUCUUCUGUUAGAUGGCAAGAACACAAUGCCUAAAAUAGAGGUUGUAGGGCCUUGACUAUCAUAAGGGCUUGAGGUCAGACUAGGAAUCACAGGCAUUUUAGAAAAAUGAGUUUCCACUUUAAAAUUCUUCCACUGACAGAUCUUGGCAUACUUGAAAUGCUCACCAAAUGGGAGGUCAACAUUUAUUUAAAUUAAAUCACUGGAUGCCAAUCAUUGUGUUAUAAUUUCAAAAUGAUUAUCAUUCAAUUUCCUUUAAUAAAUAUUAUUUGGUAAUUAUAGGUAAGAGUUGCAUUAAAAGCUUAGGUCAACAGAAAGAACAGUUACUUGAUUUUCUUGUGGUUCACCUGCAUUACCAGGUUGCAGGAAUCAGAAAGCAUUGCCCUUCUUCAGAUAUACUCUUGGGAGGAAGUCAUGAAUGCAAUUCCAAACCUUGCUGGCCCUGGUUUCAAGAUCAGGCUUCUUUGAUUGCAAACUUGUGAACAUAUUGAGGGCAGAGGAGGACUUAACAUUUUUCAUAUUUAUUUUCUUAUUGUCUAGUUGAAUGUCCAUAAAAAUUUUUCUAUAGAAUCACUCAAUGUUUGAAUAUUAAAGUUCAAAAUUAAACUAAUCUUAGUUCAAUUUAAAAAGAGUAAAAUAUGAUUAUAUAAAAUUUAAACAGGAAUAGUGUAUAUAUAUAUACAAGCUAUUUUAGGACCAAAUAUUCUUUGUCUACAGUUAUAGUUAUCACCAAAUUACACAGCAAUGCAGAAUUAGGUAAAAUCAGUAUUUAGUAGUAAAUGAAUUUCUGGUAGUCUAAGUCAUUUAAAAAUUUUUCUAGAAACAUAUACCUUUAAUUAUUUGUUUUUUUUUUCCUUUCUGAAACAUUUAUUAUGAAAAUUUUAUAAAAUAAAAUGUAUUCUAGUUGCAUAUACUUAAAAUUCUAGACUCUUAAAACUGUAAGGAGAUUUAAUCCUCUUACUCAUUUGUGGAUUGGGAAAUUGAGAUUUUGAUAUAGCUAAGUUCAUGCAACUGAAUAGAUUACCAGAUUCUUGGUCAUUUAGCACAUGCUCUUGGUUUAUGAUUAUUAGCUAGUGGCCUCCUGUUUUUGCUUUCUUAUUUCUUUUGAUAAUACAAACAAACAAAUAUGACCCAUAUUUUGGCAAUUUAUUUCAGACACAAUGACUGAUCUAUAUUGUGAUUUUUUGACUCAGAGUAAGAAAAGAAGUGAUGUAAUUUCCAAUUAUGAUUUUCAUUCAACUCUUAUGUGUACCCCUUUUUUUUAUAAAUGGAGAGCAUUGUACAAAUUAUCCACAUGAAUAGAGUAGCCCUUUCAAAAAUGCUCUUUGAAAGGGAAAAUUAGCUAAAUACAGGGGUUUCAAACAUUAGGAAGGAAGCAAUUAAAUAAAAGAAUAUGAAAUGUUAAUAGAAGAAUAAAAAUAUACUUUUGAUGCAGUAAGUAAACUAUUUUGACAUAAACUAUAGUAUAAAUUAUCAGCCUUUGGAUUUGAUUUGGCUAUAAAUUCAAUUUAAUGACAGAAGUGAAGGAAUGUUAGAGAUAAGUUCUUAGAGCUUCUACAUCUUAAGAGUAGAAGUAAAUUUAAGAGUUCACUCUUUUGGUUCUCCAUAGUGCCAAAGAAUAUAAAGAUUGACUAGGGUAUCUAGCUGUAGUAAAAGCAAUUCUAUAACGAAAUAUCCCUUAAGCAGUGACCCUCAGAAGUUUCUACUGAUGUAUGUAAACAUUAAACAAAGAAUAAGCCUAGAAAAGAAUAAGAGUCUAGGGAAUAAUAUAAAGGUGUCCUACCAAAGACAAAAAAAUUCUUGAAAGUCUCUCUUCUCUUAAAAUUCAUAUGAUUUUUUCAUUUUACUACAUGAUUCAUUUGUGUUUGCUCUAAAAAUCUCCAAUCAACACCAGUGAGUAAAACUGAUGAUUCAGAGGGACAUACAAGAUUUAUCAGGUGGCUUUAUUUACACUCUCACUUCACUGCUAUAUAUUUGUGUUACACAAAUAAGAAACAAAAGAUUUGGUAUCUCCCAUUCUCCAACUUCACAUAUAAAUAACACACAGCUAAAGAAAAACAAAACUUAAUCUAAGUUUACUAUGUACAGGUGUGGUAUUAAAAAUAUUUAACAGCCUGUUUGAGUGGUUACUGGCCAAGCAGAAUAUCUCUCUAUGUAUGAGAAUGGAUGCAAGUUAAUAUUACUAAUUUGUGGUAUUAGAUGAUUAUCAGCCUUGACCACAUCUAUGAUCAUUCUAGAACACUAUUUGAAAAAUAUCUAUUAAUUGGUCUGUCUGGUUUGAGUUUCAAAUGUGUAUCCAACUAUGAAAUAGUUCAUUAAAACUUCAUGUCUAACUGUU
Oryctolagus cuniculus (rabbit) is the source of this 5020-nucleotide messenger RNA. The record is from RefSeq and is a predicted model, not a curated record. NCBI's taxonomy places the organism in Eukaryota, Metazoa, Chordata, Mammalia, Lagomorpha, Leporidae.